Molecule: messenger RNA, 3834 nt
Organism: Symbiodinium natans
Lineage: Eukaryota; Dinophyceae; Suessiales; Symbiodiniaceae
Source: the annotation of a GenBank genome assembly
GUGCAAGUCCUGGUUCCUGGCAGCUGGUUUCAGAGCGAAGAUUGGAAAGAGCUCGUGGAAGGGAAGGAUGCCUCCACCACGCUGGCAGCAGGUUCGAAAGACCUGUAUCACGUGCAGAUCUCCAGUCUGCAGCCCGAGACAAAGUACAGCAUCCGCCUCGUGCCUCCGGCAGACGCGGCAAGAAAGUGGAGCCUCCACUGCGAGUGUGAGACGCUGGGUAGGCCGCAGCGCUCCAGUCCACCUCGGUGCCUAGCCCGAUGGCCCGAGAAGUUGCAGAUUGAGUGGAAGGUGAGGACCCCGACAGGCGCCCCGAUCCUCGAGUGCCAGGUCCAGCUGUACUCGCAGGAGCUCUUCAGCCUUUGGCAAGAUGUCUUUGCGCUGGAAGAUGUGGCCGUGGCAGAUAGCAAAGGAAGCAAGGCGACCGACCACGAAGAGACGUGGAGUGCCGUCAUUCCCAACCUCAAAGUUGCUACCAGCUAUCACUUCCGGGUGAAGGCCCGCAACACCGUCGGGUGGUGUACGGAUUUUUCGGAUGAGGAGGUCUGCCGCACAUCAGAGCCUCCGGAUCCCCCGAGCAAGCUCAAGAUCUUGUCCAGGAAGCCAGGCAAAGUGGAGGUGGAGUUCGAGUUUACAGAUGCUGAUGGGUGUCCAGUCUCACAUAUUGAGCCAGAAUACUGCUUGAAGCAGCCUGAGGGUGGCAUCGCUGGAGUGAUUCCUGGAGAGAGUGCUGAUGGCAUCGGCUACAUCUUGGAUGCGGCAACGUGGUGGUGGCAGACGCCGCUCAACUUUCAGGUGUCGCUGCAGGAUGCAGAGGCGUCCGCGCCAACGCGCUCCAAAGAUGUGCGACGCGCGAUGGUCACAGUUGGGGAGCUGAAGCCUGAACAGACGAUCUGGCUCCGUCUCUGGGCGGUGAACAAGGCUGGCCGCUCCCUACAACCAUCGCAGCCCUUGGCAUGCCGGCCCUCCGACAGGCCUGCGAAAGUCGACGACCUGUGCUGCAUCGUGCGUGGGGCCACGUGGCUGGAGGUCCAGUGGCGCACCCGGGAUCCAGAUGGGGCUCCAGUCUUGGAAUGCAGCGUCGAGGUGAGCCGGGAGAACUUCCUCAGCACCUGGAUACCUCUUGCGAGGAGUUGCCUGUGGCUGUGUGGGCGAAGCACUUGGCGAGCUCGAGCCAUUGGCCUGACCACGGAGAGCGACUUCCGCGUCCGCGUUCGCGCAAAGAAUGAGGUCGGCUGGUCAGUCGCUGAACCCGCUCAGAUCAGCUGCCGGACAGCUGAGCGGCCUCACAAGCCCAGACAGCUGCAGUGUGUCGAAGCGGGAAGAAACCAUGUGCGGAUCGAGUUCAAGGUGCCGAGCAACUUCGGGCAGGAGGAGCGCGUCAGCAAAGUGCGGGUGGAGCAAGCCGGGGUGUUGGUCUGGAAUGAGCUCCCGUCGCAGUGUUUGGACUUCGAGCCGAUGGAGACAGUUGAGAGCAGCGCUAUGGAGCCCACGGUUGAGGAUGUCGAUCUGGGCCCAUUCUGGAAUGCGGAGCUCACACUAAGGGCAUUUGCAGUGGUGGUUCGCAGUUUGGAGCCAAACUCCCACUACACCUUCCGCCUGGAUGUUGCCAACGAGGUCGGAUGGAGCCGAAAAUCCGAGCCCUUCGCAUGCCACACCGUUUGCCGGCCCGACACUCCCCAGCUGCGCGAAGGUCAGCACCAGGUGCCGUAUGAGCUGCGGAUCUGUUGGGACCAGAGGGAUCCUUUGGGUGGAGCCAUCUCCGAGUCGGAGGCACAGAUUUGCGAGUCCUCUCUCUUCACGCUGUUCUCCGGCUGGGCGGCGCCGAAGGACUUCCUGCUCUUGCGCCAGCCAACGCUGCACGACAUGGUUUGUGAAGAUGAGGAGCUGGCCAUUAGCACCACCUGGGUAGCGAGCUUUGGGUGCUUGAAGCCCGGCGUGGAGUAUGUCAUGCGGAUCCGCACUGGCAAUAUUGCAGGCUGGUCGGAAUGGUCUGAGCCAUUGAAGGCCUUCACUGCACGUCCGCCGGUCAUCUCCAGAUGCCUCUUGGCACAGGUCCCAGGCAACAUGCCGGGCAGCCAGCCAGACUGGAUUGUCGAUAUUCUGAUGGAUGAGCGCGGCUCCCGUACGUUCCUGUGCGCAGUUGACUUCAACUGCACGCUCCGAGAUGCAUCUUUCGUAGAUACGACAAGCUGCAUGAAGGGCAGCACAGUGGCCAGGCAUAUCAUCAACUCCAGCUGGAGGGCUCGCUUUCCAGGAGAGUUGCUUCCAGCCGGCAAUCAGAAGAUGGUGGUGACGGUAAGUGCGGCCAGCGACGCUGGCUGGAGUCCGAGCAUACACAAAGCUUCUGAGAAUCCAGAUGUUCAAGAUAGCCAGGGGAAAGCCCCCAGCUGGGACAUGCCGUCCGCUGCCACGUCGCCCAGUGCCCUACCUGCGAUCACCGAACUUGGCCACAGCCUGAAGGCUUUCCUUGCGACGGUUGAGGAGAAGUUACGCGACGGCCAGAAGGAGAUUGCAUCACUCAGCUCAGCCGCCUCUUCAACUCCGAGCCGCUGGACGGACGCGCAGCUGCAGCGGCUAUCGGGCCAAGCCGACAACCUCGACAGGGCACGAGAAGCGCUCGGAUAUCUGAAAGCGGUCGAUGAGAAGCCCGAGAGGUGCGAGAGCUGGCUGGCCGCGUGCGGCGACAGAGUGGCCUACAAGCAGCGUGUCAUAGAACAAGAGAGGGCGGCUGUGAAUUCCCACGCGGUUCGUCAAGGAGCUCUUUGGGAAGACUUGCGGCAAGACGGGUGCGAGACUGCAGGCCUGCUUGCGGAUUUCCAGCUGUUGCUUGAGGGCUGUAUUUGGCUGGAGCAUGUACGCAACAAACAGCUGGAUCCGUUGUGGGCGCGGUUGUGCCACAUUUCUGGUGAUGGCAAGGGCAAGCCAGACACAGCUGCCACGGAACCUUCCGUCGGGCAGCACCCCGCUCGUGUGGUGCGGUUGUGGGCAGAGAAGCGUGAAGCAUGGGCUGCGAGGUUUGAUGCGCAGCUCGUGAGCGUAACAAAGCAAGCUAUCACCAGUGCUGGGCAACUCCUAGCGACUGCAAGGAGCGUUCCGCGCCUACCUGAUUCCACAUCUUUGGAUGGCUUCCUCCGGUCAGCCCUGGUCGUGCGGACCGAGGCAGCAGAGGUCUCACACUCUGCACUGGCCUGCUUUGAGCCUGCAUUCUGUGCAGAGCUGCGCGAACAGACCUUGCAGGUCAUGAGUGCGCUGAAGAAUCUGCGGACGAGUGCAGACUCGCAGUUCCGCAAGCUCAAUCGGGCCCUUCAGUUGCUGGCAGUUGCUUCCCAAGGUGAGGCCAGCGUUUCAGCAACAGAUGGAGGUGCUCACAGCUUUCCAGAGGUGAGCAUGACAGACAAACUCUCCCAAACUGCCUUGGGCUUGAUUCUCACCAUGGUCAUGCCUGUGCCUGGCACUGUAGAGCUCGGCGUGGUCUCAAUUGGUGCACUUUGGCUGCAGGGCGACUCUGCCGGGAAGCACUUGGUGGUGGAGCACUCGCGCACUCCGGACUUCGACCCCUUGGGCCGUUUUCAACAACAGCCAAGGCCAAGUGUCCGGAAGCUCAUUGCCAGCUGGACACAGGACACUGCUCCAGAUGCCGAUGUCGCCUCCAAUGAAGCCACGGCCACCCCUGAAAACUCGCAACCGGUCGCCGGGACGCCUGGGACUUCUGGGACCGUGUUGGUGCACAACGCUGCGUCCCGCAUGAUCACCGUGCCUUGCGCUGCAACCAAACCCCAAAAACGACUUAAGUCUGUUCAACUGUCUACCCCAGCUCCACCCUCCCAUUCCUAG